Molecule: messenger RNA, 834 nt
Organism: Orbilia oligospora ATCC 24927
Lineage: Eukaryota; Fungi; Ascomycota; Orbiliomycetes; Orbiliales; Orbiliaceae
Exons: 3
Coding region: 1-834 (277 amino acids)
Biological process (GO): kinetochore assembly; attachment of mitotic spindle microtubules to kinetochore; protein localization to kinetochore
Cellular component (GO): kinetochore
Source: RefSeq, a predicted model, not a curated record
AUGCCCCCAAAAUCAAAAGACCCCCAGGCCUCAGACGCCAAGUCCCCCGAAGACCUCAUCAAACUCCUCGCAAAGUCCCAAAAGGAACCUCUUUCCAUCCUAAGGAUCCUUAAAGAAGCCCAGCAGCGAGAUGGUGCCGAUUCCUCUCAAUCGAGUGCAAUCCUGGAAGCCGAGUUGACCAGUUACAAGGAAUAUUUUUCCAAACUCCGUUUCCAAUAUCUCGAACAAGUCACCAAAGAACGCUUUCUAAACGCCAUAACAGCCGAUAUACCCGAACUAGUCGAACCCGAAGAAAUAGAACAACUAGAAAUAAAAGUAGCCCGACAAAAGGAAGGUCUAAGGAAAUGUAAAGGCGAAGUCAACGCUAUUAACGCCGAAAUAUCAAAAUUGGGGAAGAGAGUCUGCGAUGAAUACGCAUCCCUAAAAUCCACAACAACCCACAUCCUCUCCCUCCCCCCCACGAUAUCAUCCCUAGAAUCCGAAGUCGCCUCCCUCCUCCAAUUCUCACCGGAAUCCACAGAUCCAUCCACAGAUCCCGACCUUCACCUCCCUCUCCGCGAAACACUACAUCGUCUACAAGCAACAGACACAGAAAUAAUCCAACUCCAACGCCAAAUCGAUGCAGCGAACAGGAAUAUAACUACAAAGAAUAGACGGAUAGAGGUGUUGGAUAGGGAAUUGAAACCGUUGGAAGCGAAUGCUGAGGCGGUUAGUGCUAAUGCUGAGGAAAGUAGACGGAGGAGGGAGGAGGAGAGACAGAGGGGAUUGGCGAAUAGGGAGAAUGUGGGGAAAUGGUAUGGUACUGUUGAGGGGGUUUUGGAGGAGUUGGUGUAG